AUGGUAGGCCUCAACGCAGUCCUCUUGAUCACAGGGGCCUGGCACGUCCCGGAACACUACUACGAACUCAUUCAGGAGCUGGAGAGCCAUGGUACAAGAGUCAUCUGCGAGCGCCUUCCAACAAACAAUAACGCCGUGCCGCCAAACAAAACAAUUGAAGAUGAUAUCGACUUCAUCAGAGACGUCGUCUCUAGAGAGGUUGUUGUAGGCACGCAUCUCACUGUCGUUAGUCAUUCAUGGGGAGGCAUGCUUGCUUCUGCAGCUCUGGCGAGCUUUGCUGUUUCGCCAGAGUCAAGCGAAGGGGGUGUUACUGACAUGAUCUUCAUCGCCGCCUUUAUUCCUUUGGAAAAUGAUUCACUGGCUGGCCUCUUCGGUGGAAAGCUACCGCCCGUGCUUGUCCCUCAAUCUGACGGGACUCUCAUGCCGACUGAUCCCAUCCAUCUUUUCUACCACGACCUGCCGGAGGAGAAGGCUCAAUGGGCGAAUGAGACCAUGGUCGCUCAUGGGACGGAUGCACAAUACGCUCCUAUCAAUUGUGAGAAAGUGGCAUGGCGUUUAAUCCCGCUGACAUACAUCAUCUGCGAGGAAGAUCAAGGAUUGUUGAGUUUCUUACAAGAGGGUAUGAUUCAAAAGGUGGAGGAACAAGGAGUUGCGGUACAGAAGUAUCGUUUGCCUUCCUCUCAUAGCCCUUUCUUGAGCAUGCCCGACAAGCUUGCUGAGACUGUAUUGGAAGUCAUGAAUUCACGAUAA
This is a messenger RNA of Fusarium redolens, 750 nucleotides long. Its product is annotated as Alpha/beta hydrolase fold-1. The record is from RefSeq and is a predicted model, not a curated record. The coding region runs from base 1 to 750 and encodes 249 amino acids. The transcript has a single exon. NCBI's taxonomy places the organism in Eukaryota, Fungi, Ascomycota, Sordariomycetes, Hypocreales, Nectriaceae.